AGUAUAACUGAUCAUCCAGUGUGUUUGGUUUAAAGUCGUCCGAGCGGCGAAAUGCUAACGGUUCAUGGGAGGCAUUAAGUUUAAAUUUUAAAAAAUAGUAAUAUAAAAAAAACUAAACAAUAAUGUCGCUUUCAACAGCUCGGUCCUUCCUGUCGGAGGCCUGUUAUGGCGAACAAGAACUGGACGCUAAUUCUGCUCUCAUGGAGCUGGACAAAGGACUCCGGUCGGGGAAACUGGGGGAGCAGUGUGAAGCUGUGGUGUUGUUCCCCAAACUCUUCCAGAAGUACCCAUUUCCCAUCCUCAUUAACUCUGCCUUCCUCAAACUAGCAGACAUUUUCAGACUUGGCAACAACUUUCUGCGACUCUGCGUGCUGAAAGUAACCCAACAGAGUGAGAAACACUUGGAGAAGAUUCUGAACGUAGACGAGUUUGUUAAACGGGUUUUUUCCGUCAUCCACAGCAACGACCCCGUGGCCAGAGCCAUCACUCUCAGGAUGCUCGGUAGUUUGGCCUCCAUCAUCCCAGAGAGGAAGAACGCCCACCACAGCAUUCGCCAGAGCCUCGAUUCCCAUGACAACGUGGAAGUGGAGGCUGCCAUCUUUGCUGCUGCAAGCUUCUCUGCUCAGUCAAAAGACUUUGCAGCCGGAAUUUGCAACAAAGUCAGCGAGAUGAUUCAAGGUUUGGACACUCCGGUGGAGCUGAAGCUGAAGCUGAUCCCGAUGCUGCAGCACAUGCAUCAUGACGCCAGCUUGGCCUCCAGCAGCAGAGAGCUCCUGCAGCACCUGGUCAACUCUUACCCCUCCACCCCCAUGGUCAUCGUCUCGCUGCACACCUUCACCCAGCUGGCUGCCUCCUCCCUCAUCGAUAUCCCCAAGCAGUUACAGCUCCUCCUUCAGUACCUGAAAGAUGAUCCAAGAAAAGCUGUCAAGAGGCUCGCAGUUAAUGACCUGAAGCUGCUAGCUAAAAAGGCUCCUCACCUGUGGAUCAGAGAAAACACUCAGACUCUGUGUGAGUGCGCGUUGGCCGUCCCUUAUAACAGUUUAAAGCUGGGAAUGUUGGCUGUUCUCUCCACCCUCUCUGGAACUAUUGCGAUCAAACAGUAUUUCAGUAACAUGGCAGGUGGCACUGCGGUUCCCCCACGGCUCACUGACCUGGUUAAACUGGCACAGGAAUGCUGUUACCACAGCAACCUGGCAGUGGCCGCACACGGGGUCAUCGUGCUCUCCAACAUUUCCAUUUCCUGUCCAGAGAAAGAUAUCGUACAAUUGGAGCAGGACACAGUUUUGGGAGUAGAGUCCCUUCUGAUGCUCUGCAGUCAGGACAGCAGCCCCAGUUCACAGGCCACACUCAAAACGGCCCUCACCUCUUUGGUCAAGCUCCUGAAAAGUCGACCCCAUCUCAGCCAGCCAGCGGUCGAAUUCCUGCUCGGCCAGCUCCACCUUUCCUGCGACUCCUCUCGCGUCCUCAUGUGCCACGCCCUGGCAGCCAUCGCCACCCACCUGCCCGUGCUGGGAGACGGGAUGCUGGGGGACCUGGUGGACCUCUACCGAGUGGCCAGCCACUCCUCCACUGACAAGCAGCAGGAACUUCUGGUUUCCUUGGCAACAGUGAUUUUUGUCGCCAGCCAGUCGUCUCUGUCGGCCGAAGUGAAGACUGUGAUCAAACAGCAGCUGGAGAACGUGGCAAAUGGCUGGACAGUGUAUCGCAUCGCACGGCAGGCUUCACGAAUGGGAUGCCAUGAGUUCUCCAGCGAGCUCUACCAGAGUCUGCGGACCCGUGUGGCAUCGGAGCACUUCUACUUCUGGCUGAACAGCCUGAAGGAGUUUUCCCAAGCCGAGCAGUGCCUGAGUCACGUUGAGGACGGUGACUACAGCGGAGCCAUGACCGCCAUCGCCGAGGCCCUGCGCUCCUACCAAAAGGGCAUCGCCUCCCUCACGGCUGCCAGCACCCCUCACAGCCCACUUACAUUCCAGUGUGAGUUCAUUAAGCUGCGGAUCGACACCCUGCAAGCCUUAUCACAGCUCAUCUGUACCUGCAACAGCCUGAAGACCAGCCCUCCUCCUGCCAUCGCCACCACCAUUGCCCUCACCUCGGGCAACGACCUGCAGCGCUGUGGACGCAUCUCGAUGCAGAUGAAGGUGUGCAUGGAUGAGUUCAGAAGCCUUGCCGCUCGUUACGCUGACUUACACCAGUCGUCGUUUGACGCUGAUUACGCCACCCUUCGCAAUGUGGAGCUACAGCAACAGAGCUGUCUGCUUGUCUCCCACGUAAUUGAAGCUCUGAUACUGGAUCCACAGGCAGCCAGUUUUCAGGAGUACGGCACUCUGGGGUCGGUCCAGACCGAGAGCGAAUACGAGCGACGGAUGAUGUCGGUCUUCAAUCGUGUCCUGGAGGAAGUGGAGGGCCUCACCAAGAAACACCCUCCUGUGUCACACCUGGUUUGCUGGUGGCUGAAGUCUGUCCCGGCUGACUUAGGAUGAAGGCCACCAGUCUGUCACAGGGCUACAUAUGGAGACAAACAAUCACACUCACAUUCACACCUACGGACAAUUUAGAAUUACCAAUUAACCUCAGCAUAUUUUUGGACUGUUGGAGGAAGCCAGAGAACCACGCAUGCGCAGGGAGGACAUGCAAACUCCAUGCAGAAAGAUCACAGGAAGGCCGGGACGCGAACCGGUUAAUCUUCUUGCUGCAAGGCAACAGUGCUAACCACUGUGCAACCUGUGCAUAUAUCUUAUAAUAAUAUAAUAAUAAUAGCUUCAUUUAUAGAGCACUCUUAAGAACAGCUUUCACAAAAUGCUUUGAGAGUCAAAAGAUGCAACACAGACACUCAAGCAAGAAUUAGGAGACAAGUCAGAGCAGUCAGUUAAAAUAAAUAGUAAAAAUGACAAGUUAAAUGAAUAAUUAGAUUAGCAUGCAAAUCAAACAAGGGAACUAGGCAGUUUGAAAAUUAAAGAAUAAUUAGAGAGAAUUAAAUAAUUAGAGAGAUGAAUAAAACCCUAAAGCUAAAUGAAGCUAAAAGUAAACUGCACAUAAAUGAUGAUUUAAAAGAUGUUACUGACUCUGCCUCAGGCUUAAUUGGACAUUAUCUACUCCUCUAAAUGGUGAUGCUAAUAUUGAUGUUGUGUUCAUGUCAGUGGUUUUCUACUAAGUUUGUCAUCACUAGUGUAAUAACCAGGGCUGGAUGGUUAACGAGUUAUUAUUAACGUAUUAAUUAAUACACUGUGCUAGCUGAUGGUGUUGAAAUGCUAAUUGAUGAUUAGAAACCCCUUGUGCAGUUGUUUUAGCACAUUAAUAAAAGUGUGAGCUUUCAUUUAAAACAUGAAAUUGUCUGAGUGACCCCAAACUUUUGAACAAUGGUGUACAUGUUAGUGCUGGUAGUAACACUUUAAAGCUACCCUCUCUAGUAAUGUAAGAUGGUUUAAUAAAGGAAACUGACCAAAAAAAGUUGCGACUAAUGAAUGUCAGCGGUAUAAAUGUAUU
This is a messenger RNA of Acanthochromis polyacanthus (spiny chromis), 3483 nucleotides long. RefSeq names its product integrator complex subunit 7 (gene ints7). Bases 123 to 2480 code for a protein of 785 amino acids. NCBI's taxonomy places the organism in Eukaryota, Metazoa, Chordata, Actinopteri, Pomacentridae. Gene Ontology annotation, biological process: snRNA 3'-end processing. The record is from RefSeq and is a predicted model, not a curated record. The transcript is spliced from 18 exons. Gene Ontology annotation, cellular component: integrator complex.